This is a messenger RNA of Pseudomassariella vexata, 1011 nucleotides long. Its product is annotated as GNS1/SUR4 family protein. The transcript is spliced from 3 exons. NCBI's taxonomy places the organism in Eukaryota, Fungi, Ascomycota, Sordariomycetes, Amphisphaeriales, Pseudomassariaceae. Bases 1 to 1011 code for a protein of 336 amino acids. Gene Ontology annotation, biological process: fatty acid elongation, saturated fatty acid; sphingolipid biosynthetic process; fatty acid elongation, monounsaturated fatty acid. Gene Ontology annotation, cellular component: endoplasmic reticulum membrane. Gene Ontology annotation, molecular function: fatty acid elongase activity. The record is from RefSeq and is a predicted model, not a curated record.
AUGUCGUUCGACAACCGGCUCUCGUUCCCGCCUAACGCGACACAUGUGGUCAAGCCCCACGUGCUCACACCAUGGGGUGUCUUCAACGCCCUCUGGACCUUCGUCAUGGGCUACCGUGCCGACGAGUUCGAGUUCGUCCAGGGCAAGACGCCCUUUUCGACUUUCGCCGAGACGGCCGGCAUGAUCGUGCUCUAUGUCAUCGUCAUCUUCGGCGGCCGCGAGCUGAUGCGUAACCGCCAGCCCUUGAAGCUGAACGGCCUGUUCAAGAUUCACAACUUGUUCUUGACGCUCCUGAGCGGUGGUCUUCUGGUGCUCUUCAUCGAUCAGCUCGUGCCGCAAAUAUGGAAGCACGGGCUGUAUGAGAACAUCUGCGGGUCCAAUGGCUGGACUCGGCCUCUGGAGACUCUGUACUACCUCAACUACAUCACGAAAUACAUCGAGUUGAUCGACACCGUUUUCCUCAUGGUCAAGAAGAAGCCCCUUACUUUCCUCCACACCUACCACCACCCGGCGACGGCGUUGCUUUGCUACACGCAGCUUGUCGGCCACACGCCAGUUUCUUGGGUGCCCAUCACGCUUAACCUGGCCGUACACGUCGUCAUGUACUGGUAUUACUUCCAGAGCGCUUGCGGUGUCAAGGUAGGCUGGAAGCAGUGGAUCACCCGGCUACAAAUCACCCAAUUCGUGCUCGACCUCGGUUUCGUAUACUUCGCCUGCUGGGAUUACUGGGCUGGCACCUACCACCCCUGGCUCCCACACCUCGGGCGCUGCCGUGGCGAGCCCGUCGCCGCCGCCACCGGCUGCCUCAUUCUCACCUCGUACCUCGUCCUCUUUGUCAUGUUCUACAUCUCGACAUACAAGAAGAAGAAGCCCGGCCCUUGCAAGGACGCCCUGACAGGCCCCAAGAAGAGCGGUAAGAAUGUUGCCGUCGCCUUCACCACCGAGAGUUGCGCCAAGCUUGCCACCGACAGCGGUUGCGGCAAGCAACGAUUGUCCAUGAUGGAGCAGUAA